Messenger RNA from Zeugodacus cucurbitae (melon fly), 441 nucleotides. It is a transcript of the gene ubl, whose product is annotated as ubiquitin-like protein 5. Gene Ontology annotation, molecular function: protein tag activity. The transcript has 3 exons. Gene Ontology annotation, biological process: mRNA splicing, via spliceosome; protein modification process. Gene Ontology annotation, cellular component: nucleus; cytoplasm. The coding region runs from base 122 to 343 and encodes 73 amino acids. NCBI's taxonomy places the organism in Eukaryota, Metazoa, Arthropoda, Insecta, Diptera, Tephritidae. The record is from RefSeq and is a predicted model, not a curated record.
AUAUGUUAACCGUCAGCUGGCUUUUUGACAAAUGUCAUUUAGUUAAAUUUAUAUGCAAAGUGUUUGGAAGAUCUUACAAUUGAGUUAAUUGUGGAAAUCUUUGUUAUACUGGAUAUCUGAAAUGAUUGAAAUUACUUGUAAUGAUCGACUGGGAAAAAAAGUUAGAGUGAAAUGCAAUCCCGAUGACACUAUUGGCGAUCUAAAAAAGUUGAUUGCCGCUCAGACUGGCACAAAAUCGGAAAAAAUUGUUUUGAAAAAGUGGUACACUAUCUAUAAGGAUCCUAUACGCUUAUGUGAUUAUGAAAUACACGAUGGCAUGAAUUUGGAGCUGUAUUAUCAAUAAUUUCGAUAUAGUAUAAUAUUACAUGAUUUCUCAGUUUUGAUAAAUAAUUUCUGUUUUUUAAGCAUACUCAGUAAUAUAUUUGAAAAAAGGACUAGUAA